Papilio machaon (common yellow swallowtail) is the source of this 1581-nucleotide messenger RNA. Its product is annotated as transmembrane protein 47. Gene Ontology annotation, biological process: cell-cell adhesion. Gene Ontology annotation, cellular component: membrane; cell-cell junction. NCBI's taxonomy places the organism in Eukaryota, Metazoa, Arthropoda, Insecta, Lepidoptera, Papilionidae. Bases 163 to 795 code for a protein of 210 amino acids. The record is from RefSeq and is a predicted model, not a curated record. The transcript is spliced from 7 exons.
UAGUUGUGUUCAAAAAUUACAAUUUGUGAAUUAAAUGUUUAUUGUCUUCGUUUGUGUAAGUGUAUUGCAUUCGACGUAGUAGAAUUUAUGCGGUUGUGCUGAAGUACAAAAAAUAUAGAUUUGAGUUCAAAAUCAAUAACAUUAACAGUACUGUUUACAUGAAUGGGAACGUCUGACAAUAUGGCGUCUACUACGAUGAUCGAGACAGUCACGAUAACUCGCCCGCUGAAGGUGAUCGCACUGAUCUGCGGGUUGUUGGUUGUCGUGCUGAUGGUGUUAGGGCUAGCGUCAGCGGACUGGCUGAUGGCGGCGGGCUGGCGGCAGGGGCUCUUCAUGCACUGCAUCGAUCCGGACGCGCCCACACCGCUACCUUUCGAUAUAGUCGCCCAGCCAGGAUGUUAUGCAGCGAGACCCGCAUCGUACAUUAAGGCGGCGGCGGGGCUGUGUGUGGCGACACUAGCGGCGGACGUGUGCGGCGCGCUGCUCACCGGGCUCGGUCUGCGCUCUGCGGACCACCGCACCAAGUUCCGAUACUAUCGCUUCGCUGUACUCGCUAUGGCUCUCGCAUUGAUGUGCAUCUUGAUUGCGCUGGUGAUUUACCCUGUAUGCUUUGCUGCGGAAUUGAAUCUGGGUAACAGAUCGGUGUGGGAGUUUGGUUGGGCGUACGGAGUGGGUUGGGGCGCCGCCAUCUUUCUUUUCGGCGCAGUCGUGUUGUUGUUGUGCGACAAGGAGAGCGAGGAGCUCUACUAUAAGGAACGAAAAAAGGUGAGCCCGGCCGCGGCGAGGCUCAUGUAGACGACACGCUCUCCGCCGCCGCCGCGCCAACCGACUCCCACAUACACUACGAUACUAACCUCCGACAAACUUAUUCAUCCCACUUUCCUCUAUACAUGGACAGGCUAUAAGCACUGCUAUUUUGUGCCUAUUUGAUUUUCACCAUUUUGGCACUGACAGUACCGGAUGGUAGCAGUUUUAAGGAUUCUAACUAAUAAUAAAGACAGAAUUAACUGUAAGUAAUAUCAACGGGCAUGUUUAAGUCUGAACAAAGCAAAAUUUUCAAGUUACGGCCUAUCCAUAUAUAGAGAUCAGUAUCUGACUCGUUGGCAAUUAGUGACACUAAAUUACAACUGCUCACUGGCGCCAUACUGUCUAAUGACAUAAAGUGUCACAAGAUCUUUGUCGGAUUGUGUAGACAAACUUACCUGACCCAAUGGAUAUUAGUAAAACUAAAUUAGUACACCUUAUUUAAAAAUGUCACAAGAUACUUUUUAGAAUGUAGUUGUCUUGUCCUGUGUGUCAUGCCUAAGAUAAGUAGGUUUUAAUUUUUUUUUUUUUGAGAUAAAUGCGCCUGUCAUCGGGUCAGAUCGGUUUGUCGUAAUAUCUAUGUUAUUUUAUAGGUUUUUGAAUGUAUUGUGAAUAGAAUUGAGAUUUUGUGAUUGCUGUGUAAUAGUUUUAAGGUUGGCAUCUAUGAAUAUACUCGCACAGAUGUUUCAAACAGCGACAAAACUUGUAUUUUUUUUCAAAUCAAAUGUAUGAAGCAAGUUAAAUACAAGUUAUUUAUAACUUAAAUAGUAAAUCACA